GUGAAUCACGUGGUCCGUCUGGCCAGACAAGCUAAUAGUGCACGUUAAUGGAAAACCCAUGGAAAGCGGAAGAAAAUAUUGAUUUAUUUUUUAGGCUUUAAACUGAAGAGUAAUGCCUGUUAUAGUACUGAAUUGGCGUCGCCUCAACUGGAGAGUCAUCAGUAUAAGUGCGCUUGUCCUGACUGUGUUUUUCAACGAGUACUUGGUGUACUCAAUACAGAGCUGGCAGUGGUUUACAUUCCCAGUAUCUCAGGACAGGGAGCAUGAGGUAGUGGCACUAUUGGUGGGGGAUCCCCAGCUGCAAGGGUACAGGGAUGAACCACCAUUUUUGAUAGGAACUUUCUCCAGGUGGGAUGCAGACAGGUACCUGAGGAACAAUUUUUUACUGGCCUGUGGCUACAUCAAACCAGAUGUGGUUGUGUUCCUGGGAGACCUGUUAGAUGAGGGAAGUGUUGCCACUGAUGAGGAGUUUGAAGAUUACACUAGACGAUUUCAAAGUAUAUUCUCAACUAGAGCUAAUGUUCAGAGAGUUCAUAUACCUGGCGAUAAUGAUAUUGGAGGAGAAGGUGGGGACUUUAGAACUAAAGCCAAGAUCCAGCGAUAUGUCCGCCAUUUUGAGCAACUAACAGGAGUCACGUCGGUCAAAUUUGUUGAUUUUAUCAAGAUGGAUGUGGAGUUUCGCGGUGGGCUGACGACGGAGAAGUGGAAAACAGCAGAGUCUCUUAGCUCAGAAAUGAAAGGAAAAUACAGAGUUCUGCUUAAUCAUGGAUCAGUACUGCCCAAGCUCAAAUCCCAUGUUUACCCACUGCUGACUCGACUCCGUCCACAGUUAUUGUUAUCAGCCCACUGGCAUCGGUCUAAUCACUAUGUCUGCAGUGACUGUAUGUCCCACAAGUCUGAUGUGGACAAGGAGUACUGGCCUGUUCAUCGCAGAGAUAUCACUGAUACGCAUCAGCUGAUUGAGAUAGAUCUAACUGACAAAGAGGCACUCAAUGAGCUGAUGAUACCCAGCUGCAGCUACAGGAUGGGUGAAGUCAACAUUGGGUAUGGAGUGGUCAUUAUCAAAGACAGUGGAGUGGCAUACCAUGGCGUACUUUGGCUUCCCCAGCGUUACAUCCUCCUCUACGUCUAUGUGGCUGUCUGUUUGGCCCUAGCCUUGUUUCCAGUCUUGUCCAAAUAUGCUCAGAAACACAUCAUCACAUUACAGAAAUACCGAUAUAGAUGACUCACACCGCACAAAAACACCUGAUCAGUAGACACUCAAUGCUUUAAUGCAGAAAAAAUUGAGCAGAUAGCUCUAAACUCACCAAAACACCUGAUCAGGUCGUAAUCAAACCUGACAGAAAAAAUCCAGCAGAUGACUAGAAUCUAAACUCACCAAAACAUCUGAUCAGGUCGUAAUCAAACCUGACAGAAAAAAAUCCAGCAGAUGACUAGAAUCUAAACUCAUAAAAACACCAGAUCAGGUCGUAAUCAAACCUGACAGAAAAAUCCAGCAGAUGACUAGAAUUUAAACUCAUAAAAACACCUGAUCAGGUUGUAAUCAAACCUGACAAAAAAAAUCCAGCAGAUGACUAGAAUCUAAACUCACCAAAACACCUGAUCAGGUCGUAAUCAAACCUGACAGAAAAAUCCAGCAGAUGACUAGAAUCUAAACUCACCAAAACAUCUGAUCAGGUCGUAAUCAAACCUGACAGAAAAAUCCAGCAGGUGACUAGAAUCUAAACUCACCAAAACACCUGAUCAGGUCGUAAUCAAACCUGACAGAAAAAAUCCAGCAGAUGACUAGAAUCUAAACUCACCAAAACACCUGAUCAAGUCGUAAUCAAACCUGACAGAAAAAAUCCAGCAGAUGACUAGAAUCUAAACUCAUAAAAACACCUGAUCAAGUCGUAAUCAAACCUGACAGAAAAAAUCCAGCAGAUGACUAGAAUCUAAACUCAUAAAAACACCUGAUCAGGUCGUAAUCAAACCUGACAGAAAAAAUCCAGCAGAUGACUAGAAUCUAAACUCACCAAAACACCCGAUCAGGUCGUAAUCAAACCUGACAGAAAAAAUCCAGCAGAUGGCUAGAAUCUAAACUCACCAAAACAUCUGAUCAGGUCGUAAUCAAACCUGACAAAAAAAAAUCCAGCAGAUGACUAGAAUCUAAACUCACCAAAACAUCUGAUCAGGUCGUAAUGAAACCUGACAGAAAAAAUCCAGCAGAUGACUAGAAUCUAAACUCACCAAAACACCUGAUCAGGUCGUAAUCCAACCUGACAGAAAAACUCCAGGAGAUGACUAGAAUCUAAACUCAUAAAAAUACCUGAUCAGUUCACUCUGAAACUUUACAGAAAGAUUCAAGCAGAUGGUUUUGAAUUCAGGGAAUACCUGAUCAGUUCACACUCAAACCUUACAUAAAUCAGUGUUAAACGCAGUAUUGAAACAAAGACAAUAUACAGUGUGCUGUUGUUAGGGCCACUGUUGAUGUUACAUAGGCCAUACUUCAACAUUUAACUUUUGUAAAACUCAUAUUUUAUGUUCCAAAUAUUACAGUUUUUAAGGCUUAACUUUGUAAAAAGCAUGAAAAACUUAUUUACAUAUUCAUAUGGAAAAGAAAUACAGGAUUUCACAUUGGUGCUAAGUGGCAGUGAAUUGUUUGAAACAAAUUGUCUGCGUAAUGUUUCAUACCAUUUACAAAGUUUGGCAUACGACAUCAUGAUAUUUGUCGUAAUCAGGUAAAGUCUACGCUGUCCCAUAAAAUGUGAAGAAACCCUGAUGUACAGCAGAUGAUCACGUGAACUGAACUGAGUAAGUUGCUACGCGCAACUUGUUUUCUUAGGUUAACUGUUAAUGUUCCUCAUAAGUUCAGUAACAAUGUGACAGCAGACAAAUAAAUACAUCCAUAAUGUAUAUAGUGCUUCAUUCAUUCCAUGCUACAGGGGGUUUGUACACUCAUAUAUAUUUUAUACUGGUAGAUAUUUGUGAUAGAAGUUCCACCCAGUGUUUAUACUGGUCAUGUGGCUGUACAGCAGAAUUCUCUCUCUCUUCUCUCAGGAAGAAUGGCAGCUUGACUCCUGCUUUACCAUGGGCCUGAAUGUGGUCAUGCUGUAUAUUAAUACAACCAUACUGUGUCUCAGGUCUUGUCAAGAGAGAUGCAAUGCUUAAGAAAAACAUGAUGGUGAAGAAUUGAUUUUUCAUGUUGCCAGCUAAAAAGAGAUGUAAUUUUUAUCAAUAAGAAUGCAAUUAUUUGGUCUGUACAGCUCCAUUGUGUGUAAAUUGGCCAAAUUUUGGAUGGCCAUUUUCAUGUGUGAAUGUGCAGAAAGAGUGAAACAUAUGUGUAAAUAUUUUUAUACUUGAUUAAUCUUUGGGUUGCUAUUGUAUUGGAUAUUAGAUGACAUUAACAAGCUAGAUGGCCAUUUUGUAGCUGAUGAAAAUGUAGAGAUGAUACCACACCUGUUUAUAACAGAGAACAUCAACAUUGGAUGUAAUUCUGUAUGCUGUUGAGUAUGGUAUGAAGCAAUAUUCAACAAAUACAGGAAUCCUGUCAAUAUAAGUUUUAUUAAUGUUACGAGUAUUACAAUUCAGUCUGCCUACAUUUAUAUAUCUCAUCAUGGGAACUGGUAGUUGUACAGGUCUGUCAACCAGAUGUCACGUCAUGAUUUCCAACCCGUCCCGAGUGGUUUACCCCACUCUUAGAUCUGUUUGCUUUUGGAUUUAUGGCUGCCUUCAGCACUGUACUUUGGUCAUAUAAAUGUAUACUUUUCAUAGGCAUUCCACCAUUGUCUUCGUAAUAUUUUAUGUCAUAUCUUCCAAGCUAAGUGAAGAAUUAUGCAUCGACCCCAACCACAACGCUUAAUUCAGGGUUCACGUGUGAAACAAGGUGUUUUUUAAGGAUUAUGUUUUCCAGCUUUUUUAAAAACUGAUCAGUUGAAGUGCAAACCAUGAUGUGGAAAUUAAUGAGUACUAUUUACAUGUAGGUAGCUUUCUAUCAGUCCAAUGUAAGGCAAUUUGAUAUUUAACAUGUAUCAAAAUAAAGUAUUUUCAGAAU
This is a messenger RNA of Liolophura sinensis, 4033 nucleotides long. RefSeq names its product metallophosphoesterase 1-like. Gene Ontology annotation, biological process: GPI anchor biosynthetic process. Gene Ontology annotation, cellular component: endoplasmic reticulum. The transcript is spliced from 9 exons. NCBI's taxonomy places the organism in Eukaryota, Metazoa, Mollusca, Polyplacophora, Chitonida, Chitonidae. The coding region runs from base 113 to 1225 and encodes 370 amino acids. Gene Ontology annotation, molecular function: hydrolase activity. The record is from RefSeq and is a predicted model, not a curated record.